Messenger RNA from Pipistrellus kuhlii (Kuhl's pipistrelle), 1239 nucleotides. RefSeq names its product cyclin dependent kinase 2 associated protein 1 (gene CDK2AP1). The record is from RefSeq and is a predicted model, not a curated record. Lineage: Eukaryota; Metazoa; Chordata; Mammalia; Chiroptera; Vespertilionidae. The transcript is spliced from 4 exons. Bases 174 to 521 code for a protein of 115 amino acids. Gene Ontology annotation, cellular component: nucleus; cytoplasm.
CCGCUGGCUCGGCGCAAAGUUUGCGGCCGCCGCGCCCGCCGGUGCUGGGAGCGCGCCGGGCGGCGGGGGACGAACGGCCAUAUUUGCCGGCGCGGCCCGAGCCCGGCCGCCCAAGUGCGCGGGAGCCCGGCGGGCGCUCGGACGGCGCUCGGCGCGCGCCGGCCGCCGGGGGGAUGUCUUACAAACCCGCCCUGGCCGCGCACAUGCCCGCCGCCGCCCUCAACGCCGCGGGGAGCGUCCACCCGCCGUCCACCAGCAUGGCCGCGCCCUCCCAGUACCGCCAGCUGCUGAGUGACUACGGACCACCGUCGCUGGGCUACACGCAGGGAACAGGGAACAGCCAGGUGCCGCAGAGCAAAUACGCCGAGCUGCUGGCCAUCAUCGAAGAGCUGGGGAAGGAGAUCCGGCCCACGUACGCGGGCAGCAAGAGCGCCAUGGAGAGGCUAAAGCGAGGCAUCAUCCACGCCAGAGGGCUGGUCCGGGAGUGCUUGGCCGAGACGGAGCGGAACGCCAGGUCCUAGCCUCCCAGGCCUCCCAGGCGCACGCGAGGCUUUCCAUCCUCUUCCAGGAAGUGACAGCUCCCGCCCCCGCUCCGAUGAAACUCGGUCCCAGCUCGGUUUCUCCUCCCGCGCCCCUCCCGCGGUCCGUCAGGCUCCGAACCUCCCGGCUGAGAUGGAGACGAGGGUUCGCAGUUCUUAGGUUUACAUAUUAGUUAGCAACUACCCAGGGCGUUUGUGUUUUUCUAAGCAUUGAUUUCCACGAUGCACGUCAUUACCUGUCAGGCAAACUAGCUGGCCUCCCGGGGCCCUCCCGUGUGUCUCUCCUGGAUACAUUUCUGUUACUCACGUGCUUCUGUUUCUCCUCUGAGCCCAUCCCGCUCUGAGGUGUGUGUCAGUCCGAGGCAGCGCUUUAGUAGCCAGUCCCGUUUGCCACAGAGUAUAGAUUCUGCUCAAUGUAACUUUCUUUCCUUUUUUUUUUUUGCUUAAGCAUUUGCAUGACUCUUAGUACUUUGAAGUCAAUCUUUUAAGUGCACAAGUUUUAAAUACAGAAGAAAGAGCAACUGACUGAACCGCGAACCUCGCCUGACAAGGACCCCUGAGAUUCCCCUAAGGAUGUAUUAGAUUUCAGCCCCGCCUUUCCCAGCAGUGGAUCCAAACAUCUGGAAGAAAGUGACUAAUACUGUUUGCAUCUUUGUAUGUAUUUAUUACUUGAUGUAAUAAAGCUUAUUUUCAUUAACAA